Messenger RNA from Capronia coronata CBS 617.96, 2334 nucleotides. RefSeq lists its product as uncharacterized. The record is from RefSeq and is a predicted model, not a curated record. The transcript has a single exon. Lineage: Eukaryota; Fungi; Ascomycota; Eurotiomycetes; Chaetothyriales; Herpotrichiellaceae. The coding region runs from base 1 to 2334 and encodes 777 amino acids.
AUGGAGUCUUCUCAGCCAGACCGCAUAUCAACAUCCGCGCCCAAGGUCAAUGCCUCUACCAGUCCCCGGCCCCGCCCGACAUCUUGGGCAACCACGCAAUCCCGACAUACCUCUUUGGGAAGCCCGGGUCUGUCCAGCCUCCACUCCCCUUCAUCGCCUCUGCUGGACGACAAGUUCGAGAGCAUGUUUAGGCCUAUCUCAGGGUCGUACAGAAGCAGCAAGGUGCCGGUGGUGGAAGUGACCGCCCGCCCUUCCAGCGACGAUGAUGGUUUGGCCUCGGUGGGAACUGAGAAAAUGGACCAAUUCCCGGCCGAACCAUCCAAGCUCUCAUACCUGCCUGAAAAUAUCUGGUAUCUCUUGGUCGACAUCGUCCUGUCGGCCAUACCGCUUGUGUUCAUCGUCUAUGGCAUUCUCGCCGCAUGCCUUCACGGCCGUCCUACCGCAUCCUUUUAUUUUGGCGACGACGGCUAUAACUGGUCCGGCGAGCUGUAUGGACCCGCGAUGCUUAUCGUGCAGAACUACAUUCCCACAUUCUUCCCCAUGGCCUUUGGACUCACCGUGGCACGAUUAAUCCAAGCGUUCGCUUUGUGGCGAGCACAGAGUGGAACUCAUCUCGGCUUCAUUGAACAGCUUAUGGGAAGUGCGUCCCUGGGUGGAACCAUCGGGGCUCUUUGGGGCCUCCACAUCAUCAAUUGGAUCGGACUUCUGCUUUUGGCUUUGUGGGCUCUGGCGCCUGUGGGGUCUCAGGCAGGCCUCAGGAUCAUCAGCGCCAACGGCACCUACGUCAACACCACCACCAUCAACUAUAUGAACAGCAGUGCCAUACCCACCGGCCUGGAGACGGAGAACGAUGAGAUCCAGUUCUACACCUACGCCGUAAACGCCAUUUACAGUACCUUGAUUCUUACGCCAGGCGCCAUGGCCGGACCGCAAGACCCCUGGAGCAAUGUCAAGAUCCCUUCUCUUGAAUGGCUUGAGAGAAACAAUGGCAGUGAUGACCUGGGAUGGUGCUCCCGCGCCCUGGUCAAAGAGCGAAGUGGCCUGAACCAAUCUGUCGUCAAGGCAGGGACGUGGACGUCACUGAGUGGCCUGCCAGUCGUCGGGGGAGAAUACGGCGUGGGAUUCCAAAACUUCACCCUCUCCGCCAGCUACUGGGUUCUCAAUUGCACCAGCCUAGAAUACAUCGACCCAUCGGAGCGGUUUUCUUCGCCACUCCCUGGUCGUGGGGAUUAUGACACCGACAAUAUCUCUUCUAUCUGGGAUAGUGGCAACAGUGAGCGACCAAACACCUUUUUCGUCGACACCACGACCCCUCUUGCCGGGCUGGGGUCGGCAGAGGGUGAUGCCCGCUCGAAUGGGACGCAGUUGUCCCCCAGGACACUGAUCUUCGGAUCUCGAGCCACGGCGGGCACGUCACUGGCGAUAUGCACGGUCGCCACGUCGUAUGUCCUAGCCGAAGUGAACUGCAACUUCACCGCGCCGCUCUGGAACAUCGACAAAACAGCAUCAGGGCGCACGUCGGCCGGAGCAUGUUACGUCGACCGGGUGCGCAGAGAUCCCGCACACCCCGUCCACGAGGCGCUCACGCCACUCGACGUGACGUACCGGAUUGCGCAGCGCCUGUUCAGCCAGUGGCCUUUGGCGACCGGGACCGUCCCAGCAGGAACAUCGUCCCCGACCGAGCGGUUCAUCAACGACGUCAACUCGGAGUCUGCCUCGGGCAGUGCCAAUUCCAUCCUCGUCGCCACCGACUGGUUGGGGUUCAACACGUCGGACCAUGACAACGAUGGCGGUAUCUCGUACGUCAACAUGGCCAGCCUCGACCUCGACACGUUCACCGAGCGCUUGUCCCUCCUCUUCAACACCUACUGGCACGCGUAUUGCAACUUGCAAGCCAUGACACAGUCGGAGAUUGGAUUGGGGUUUGGCUCACUGUUCCCGUCGAAUGUGAUGUUCCGGUCCGCCGAUGCCCAGAUGCUGAUCGCGGGACAACAUUUUGUCGUCAACUUCGCAUGGCUCGCCGUCUACAUGGUCUGUUGCGUGGUGGCCUUUGUCGCGGGUAUAUUGGCCUUGAUCCUGCAAGUGCGCACCUUGGUGCCCGAUGUCCUGGGCACGGUGAGCAUGCUGGUCAAGGAGAACCCGUACACGCCUGUUCCGGAGGGUGGCUCGGCGUUGGACGGCCACGAGUAUUCCCAGAAGGUCAUGAACAUGCCGGUCAAGUUCUGUGAUGUCAAGCCCCAUGACCCCGUGGGACAUAUCGCGUUGACUAGUCUGGAUGUUGAAGAUGCCGAGGGCCGCAUUGCUCCGGUCAGGAGAGAUCGAUUGUAUCAGUGA